AUGGCAAAGAAGAAGGGGAAAAAGAGUGCAACUCUUGUUGAUCCCCGAGUAGAUUCCUGGGUUCAAGAGUGUGAUGAGCUUCUUAGUCUACCUGCCGAGAUUACAGAUAUCACGCCUAUUAUUCCAUACGACAUGGACAAAAUCAAUAACAUACUUAAAACCAACCUGAAAAGGUAUGAUAUACGCCUUAAGCCUGACCUUUCAAAGUUAACAAGGUAUAGUUUCUUUGAUUCCUCCAAGUUCACCGACUUUACCAUUCAAACCGCGGAAGAUGACUUCAAAGUUCAUAAGAGGCCUGCAGCUAAUGACUCUCAGGAGACUGCGAAAAACGUUAUUGAUCUCUCGAAGGAUGACCCCUAUACUAUUAAAGCAAUGGUCCGUUUUAUAUACGAGACCGAUUAUGAUGGGAGUGGUAGCAACCGAGGGCGAAUCUCACCUAUGCUCUUCAACGCCAGAAUGUAUGAAGUUGCAGAGAGAUAUUCUAUACCCCAUCUAAAAGAACGAGCCAAAGGGAAAUUCACAGAUGCCGUGCAUACCUAUUGGGAUAUGGAUGACUUUUCCCCAGCUAUUAUAGAGGUUUAUACAAGCACCCCCUCCACCAAUCGAGGGCUACGUGAUAUAAUUUCGCAGACUGCCUUCCAACAUAUCGGGUCACUCCUGCAUAAGGACGACUUUCAGUUAGUUUUGGUAGAGCAUGCUGGGUUUUCCGCAGACAUCGUUCGGCUCCUCGCCAAUAAACCUCUGGCUAACCCCCCAAAGAAAAACUGA
Molecule: messenger RNA, 768 nt
Organism: Nannizzia gypsea CBS 118893
Lineage: Eukaryota; Fungi; Ascomycota; Eurotiomycetes; Onygenales; Arthrodermataceae
Product: BTB/POZ domain-containing protein
Exons: 2
Coding region: 1-768 (255 amino acids)
Source: RefSeq, a predicted model, not a curated record